UAAAAAGGGCGUAAUAACAAAUUAAUAAUUUCUACAAGUCAGAAAGUUCUCAAAAACAACAUAUUAGACAAUGUCUGGCGGAACAGUGGUAUUCAAACCUGUUCAUUGAUGUUGGGAUAAUACAAUACUUGUCAUUUUCUUACAAGUUUCCAUAACAACAAUAGCUUUCAUUAUACCCUACACCACUAUAGUGGGGAGGGUAUUAUUUUGUUUAGUUUUUUGUCUUUCCUGUAAAAUGUUUAGGUGUUGUGAAGCCCUUUUGCAUUUCGUAGUACUUUCGAAAAUGCAUAAUGGGCAUAAAACAUCGAAAAACGUAUCAAAAAAUAGCUGAUGCGGUGUAUGAGUAAGUACAUAUUUAUAUUUUAGUUUAUUUAAUGAAAUUUAUUUUCAUUUACACAUUUUUAAAUCAGAAUCUUUUGUCUACGCAUUAGCAUAUUUGCAGACAAAUCAUUGAUUCACUGCAGUGAUGCAUUUCGGAACAGGACCGUUGUAAAACUAAACGUGACAUUUUUAUGUGCAUUCGGUAGUUGGUGUUCUGGUCUGUUAGAUUCCCACCAGAGACAGGCACGAUUCUUUGUUUUCAUAAACUUUAUAUGGGACUCAACGCUAUUAUUUAGGUACGACUAUUAUUAGUCCUAAAUAAAGGUAAAAAUAUUAGUACUAAAGUUUUGAAAACUUAUUUUUUUAAUACUACAAUAAAUUAAAUAAAACUAUAAAAUGGUGUCGAGGUAAAUUUGUCGAUGCAUUUCGAAUUGUCAUGGAAUAUAAUCAUUGUCGACCAGUAUUGAUAUUAAAUAUAGUAUUGAAUUUGAAAAACAAAUAUUAAAAAACUGCUUCAUAAAAAUUCGUUUUAAAAUUAAAUUUGAAUUUUAAUUAUAAUUUAAUUCAAGACUUGAAUUAAACUGUAAAAUGAUCGACUUGAAUUCAAGUUGGGAGAACACUGUUGAAUUAAAAUGUAAUACAAGUCUGUUUUAAUGCUUGAAAUUUGAAUGUUAGACUGGAAUCAUAUUCUCAUCACUAUUAUAGACUCGAUUACAUAAAUAAUUUGUCUACUUUAUGAUUAAAACUUUACAAUAACAUCAUUACUUUUUAUAAAAAAUAAAAAUAUAACAAAAUUUUAAGUAAUCAUUAAAAUUAUUAAAAACAUUAUGGAUGAUGAAAAUUCCUUAUUAGAGCAUACGUGCAAAUUAAAUUUUACGGAACCAGCAUCACAUUACCGUUUAACGGGUGUUAUCGGAACUGUGUCUAAAGCUUCUCGCUCUUUACAAGUGCUCAGGAAAAUGAUAAGAACCGGAAUGACCAUUGUUCGUUUAAAUUUUUCACAUGAAACACACGAACUUCACGCAGAAACAAUACGAUUGCUGCAUAAUGUAGAAGAAGAAUACUCCAAGGAAAUGGGCUACACCAUUCAGUUAGCUAUAGCUCUAGAUACAAAGGGUCCAGAAAUUAGAACAGGUUUAUUAGAAGCUGGUCCAAAUUCACAAGUAGAAUUAAAAGUCAAUGACAGUGUACGUCUAUCAAUAAAUCGUGAUCUUAUGGACAAAGGAAAUCGAGAGUGCAUAUUUGUGGAUUAUGAAAACAUUAUCAACGUAGUUCAACCUGGCAAUUUUGUGUACAUUAAUGAUGGAUCAUUAAAGUUUAUCGUAAAAGAGGUUGGAGUUGAUUGUGUAACUUGUCAAGUUGAACGUGGUGGUAUGUUGGGCUCCAGAAAAAAGAUCAAUCUUCCCGGUGUGUCUGUUGAUCUGCCGGCUGUAUCCAAAAAAGAUGUCAAUGAUUUGAAAUUUGCUCUUGAACAUAAAAUUGACUUUAUUUUUGCUUCAUCUAUGCGAAAUGCUUCGGCUGUAAAAGAGGUUCGUUCUUUGUUGGGAGAUCAAGGGAAAUAUGUAAAAAUAAUAGCAAAAAUCGAUUGCGAACAGGGCUUACAUAAUGUGGAUGAAAUCAUUUCAGUUGCAGACGGCAUCCUUUUUGCAAGCGCUGAUAUUGCGAUAGAAAUAAACAAUGCCAAAGUGUUCUUGGCACAAAAGGCAGUAAUGGCGCGUUGCAACAGAGCAGGAAAACCUGUUAUAGUAGCAACAAAGCUAUUAGAAUCUAUGCGAUACUCAAUUUUUCCCACUAAAGCAGAAUUCUCUGAUUUAGGUAAUGCUAUUUUAGACGGUGCAGAUUGCGUUAUGCUUUCAAGCGAAACUGCCAUAGGACAAUUUCCCUCAGAAUCUAUAGCAUAUAUGUGUGAUAUAUGUCGGGAAGCCGAACUCGCUCUAUGGAAUAGACAUAUGUUUGAGGAUCUUUUGCUUAGAAAUCCGACAAGUUUAGAUGCGGCACACUCUAUGGCUAUAGCAGCAGUCGAUGCUGCAAAAAAGUCCUCAGCCUGUGCUAUUGUAGUUUUGACUGCAUCAGGAAAAUCGUCAUACUUAUUAGCUAAAUAUCGACCAGGAUGUCCUAUAUUAGCUGUGACAAAAUGCCCAAGGACAUUUAGGCAAUCUCACCUUUAUCGUGGAGUUAUUCCAGUAAUGUAUACAGAAAUUACACAAAAAAGAUGGUUGAAUGAAGUAGAUGCCAGAGUUCAAUUUUGCAUGAACGUUGCUAAUCGUAUGAAUAUUAUAAAAAGUGGCGAUUCAGUUGUGAUACUUUCGCCUUGGAAGAAUGAUGGAGGAUUUACAAAUACAAUGCGCUUAGUUUAUGCAUUUUUUGAGCAAGAAGAUAUAGAUGGUAUGUGCAAAACUGACCGGAAAUCUACGAAAAAGUUGAAAGUGUAA
Molecule: messenger RNA, 2753 nt
Organism: Lucilia sericata (common green bottle fly)
Lineage: Eukaryota; Metazoa; Arthropoda; Insecta; Diptera; Calliphoridae
Product: pyruvate kinase-like
Exons: 2
Coding region: 1149-2753 (534 amino acids)
Biological process (GO): glycolytic process
Cellular component (GO): cytoplasm
Molecular function (GO): pyruvate kinase activity; potassium ion binding; magnesium ion binding
Source: RefSeq, a predicted model, not a curated record